Molecule: messenger RNA, 1346 nt
Organism: Acaromyces ingoldii
Lineage: Eukaryota; Fungi; Basidiomycota; Exobasidiomycetes; Exobasidiales; Cryptobasidiaceae
Product: glutathione S-transferase
Exons: 2
Coding region: 24-1271 (415 amino acids)
Molecular function (GO): hydrolase activity, hydrolyzing O-glycosyl compounds
Source: RefSeq, a predicted model, not a curated record
CCUCUUCAACCUCCUCCAGGAACAUGGUCAAGUUCACCAUCUGCCUUUUUCUCUGGGCCCUCACUCAUCUGCCUCACGCAAAUUCUGUCGACACAUACUAUGGCGGUCUUCGCGUCAUCCACACCGGCGACGCCGCUUACUGGGACACGGGAGUCCUCAACUACUUUGCGCGAUGGUCUAAAAGCUAUAACAUGUUCGCCGGCAAAGGUCUCGAUCAGCCAAGGGGACAUCUCGUCAAAUUUGAUGCCGAUUUCAAGCCCGACGACGACGCCGACGACCAGUCCGGUGCAUUCAGCUUCGUCUCCGUUUACGGCGAGACAGUCGAGCCCCGUGCUGUUUUUAGAAUCGUGGAGAGCUACACGGGAUCGAAUCCGGCUAAACAGCGUUCGUUUCAGCCACAGGGAGAAGUCGAGGCCGACGGAUCCUUUUACGACCUCUACUCGGUUUGGCAUGGCUCAGGGACCCCUGAUAACGGCGAACCAUACUUUGAGCUGUGCGUCAGUCUCCUAGCGCGACUUCGGCAAACCGUUCCGCAUCGCCAGAGCGGCAGCAACCACCACCACCAUCUCGAACUACCCCGCCGCACGAUGACACUCACGGUCCACCACCUCCAGGUCUCGCAGUCGGAGCGCGUCGUCUGGCUCUGUGAGGAGCUGGGCGUGCCGUACACGCUGAAGCUGCACCAGCGCGCCCCCAUCUUUUCGCCCCAGUCGAUCAAGGACCUCAACCCGCUCGGCCAGGCGCCCGUGAUCCAGGACGGCGACCUCACGCUGGCCGAGUCGGCCGCCGUCGUCGAGUACAUCAUCCACAAGCACGGCGGCGGCAGGCUCUCGCUGGCCCCCUCGCACCGCAACUACGCCGACUACCUCUACUGGUUCCACAUGUCCAACAGCAACCUGCAGCCCCUCGUGCUGACCCUCCUGCACCUCUCUAGCGUCGGCAACCCCGGCGACCGGCUGGCGAGUACCCAGGCGCGCUUCGACAACCUGCUCACCCUCCUCGACAACCGGCUCACGAAAAACACCUGGCUGGCGGGCGACGAGUUCACCGCGGCAGACAUCAUGAUUGUCUUUACGCUCACGACGAUGCGUGUCUUUUACGCCUUUGACCUCAGCGGCCGCCCGGGCAUCCUUGCCUUUCUCGAUCGUGCCACAAAGAGAGAGGCUUACAAGCGCGCCAGGGCAAAGGGCGAUCCCGAGCUGGAGCUCAUGAUCCAGGGCCCGGCCCCCAAGCCAUUCAUCGCGCGUCUCAAGGAGGCCGGCAGGAUUUGACCAGCAAAAAGAAAGCGUCCGUCAGAUAGAGGUGACAAUUUGCUUAGCAAUGCAAUUCAAUUCCCUGUCGAUGAC